This is a messenger RNA of Gaeumannomyces tritici R3-111a-1, 2168 nucleotides long. Its product is annotated as oligosaccharide translocation protein RFT1. The coding region runs from base 116 to 1930 and encodes 604 amino acids. NCBI's taxonomy places the organism in Eukaryota, Fungi, Ascomycota, Sordariomycetes, Magnaporthales, Magnaporthaceae. The transcript has 2 exons. Gene Ontology annotation, biological process: dolichol-linked oligosaccharide biosynthetic process; glycolipid translocation. Gene Ontology annotation, cellular component: endoplasmic reticulum membrane. The record is from RefSeq and is a predicted model, not a curated record.
CAAGUGCCCCGCCAACUGUGCGAGCGGGUGAGAACUUCACACGUUGACGUUCUCUCCAUCUCUCCCAGCCCCUUCUUUCAACCACACUCUUUGUCCGCGGGAACGGGCUACGACGAUGGCUAGCGAAAAGGAAGCAACCCCCCUCGGCAGCCCGGCCGCCUCGGGCGCGCUGCGCGGCGCGUCGCUCCUGAUCCUGCUGCAGGUCGCCUCGCGCGCCAUCACCUUUGUCGCCAACCAGCUCCUGCUGCGCUUCCUGACGGCCCAGCUCCUGGGCGUGUCGACCCAGCUCGAGGUCUACUACCUCUCUGUCCUUUUCUUCGCGAGAGAGAGCCUCCGCGUGGCCAUACAGCGCCAGGGGGACGCGCAGGACCGUGCCGAUCACGCACACGAGGGCGAUGCCAAGACCGGCGCCGCCAAGGAUAAUGCGGCCACCGCUACCGCCGGCCCGGGCCCCAGGUCUCCGGCGGCGGCAGACACCGCGCGCGCCCGGACCACGCAGGCCGUGGUGAACCUGUCGUACAUCUCCAUCCUCCUCGGUCUCGUCUCGGCCGCCCUGCUGGGCGUCUUGUACUUGGGCUCGAUCGACGGCGACACCAUGGCGUCGACGCCGUUCCUGCUCCCGUCCUUCUCCAUCUACGCGAUCGCGGCCAUGGUGGAGCUGCUCUCGGAGCCGGCCUUCGUCGUGAUGCAGACUCGGCUGCAGUUCGGCGCCCGCGCCACCGCCGAGUCCACCGCGACCUUUGCGCGCUGCGUCGUCACGCUAGGCUCUGCCGUGGUCGCCUCCCGGCUUCGGGUAGAGGCCGGCGUUCUCCCUUUCGCGCUCGGCCAGCUCAGCUACGGCCUCGUGCUGCUGGCUGUCUACGGCUGGUACGGCGCCGUGCUCGCCGGCAAGGAGGGCUUCUCGCUGCUGCCAAAGAAACUGGCCGCCGCUUCCUCCUCGUCAUCCUCUUCGCCAUAUGCCAUGUCGUUCUUCUACCGGCCCACGCUGUACCUGGCACGGAGCAUGAUCGCGCAGAGUCUGUUCAAGCACCUCUUGACGCAGGGAGACACCCUCCUCGUCACUGCCCUCUCGACCCCCACGGCGCAGGGCGUCUACGCACUUGCAAACAACUACGGCGGCCUUGUGGCUCGUCUUGUCUUCCAGCCCAUCGAGGAGAGCAGCCGCUCGUACUUCAGCCGCCUCCUGUCACAACAGGGCCCUGGUGCUACCGACAAGACCACCGGCAACGAGGAGAAGGAGAAGGACAAAGCGGCCGCCCACAAGGCCAGCGCCGACCUCACCGUCCUCCUCAAGCUCUACUCAAUCUUCUCAGUCGUCGUCGUGGCCCUGGGCCCCACGGCGGCGCCCCUGCUCGUCGGCCUGGUGGCCGGCCCGCGGUGGGCCGCGUCAGGCGCCGGCGCCGUGCUAGCCGCCUACGCGCUCUACGUGCCGCUGUUAGCCGCCAACGGCGUCGCCGAGUCCUUCGUGGCCUCGGUGGCCACCGAGGCCGAGGUUCGCCUGCAGAGCGCCUGGAUGGGCGCCUUCUCGCUCGCCUUUGGCGCCGCCGGCUUCGUCUUCCUGCGCGUCCUCGCCUGGGGCGCCAAGGGCCUCGUCGUCGCAAACUCCAUCAACAUGGCCUGCCGCAUCGUCUGGUGCGCCGGCUUCAUCUCCCGCUACUUUGCGAGGGCCGGCGUAAAGUUUGACCUGGCCGAGGUCCGCCCCAGCGCCCUCACGAUCGGGGCCGCGGCCGUCGCCAACCAGGCUGCUCGUGCUGUUGUCGGCGGCUCCCCUCUGCCCGGUCUCGCCGCCAAGCAGAUAAUGAUCGAGCUUGUCAAGGUUGCUGGCGUAGCCAUUGUGUUUAUCGCACUGGUGGCAAUCGGCGAGCGGCAGUUUCUGCUGCGAUGCUUCGAGACAGCAAGGGGACGGCGGCAAAAGGCCACCAACAAGUAAAGGGACAGGUUUCAAGAAGCGGAAAGAAAAAAAACAACAUAAAACUUUUGCUUUGCUCAAUCAUGAAGCCCCGAGUCCCAACGUUAGAUGAUUCAAUUCCCAUAUACCCAUAGAGUGAACACACGAGUUAUGCUCAGUCAAACGUUAUCUUCUUGCCCUUCUGGCUCAUGUCGACGUCCUUGAAAAAGGCGCCGUAGGUGUCGUGGCCCUUCCUCUUGACAGUCGUUCCAAACUUGAG